CGCUCCCUCUCCUGCGUUGGUCUGUUUCAUCCGCCAACUGGUUACCGGAUCUCCAGCGUCAUAAUCAUCAUCAUCGUCAUCAUUAUCUCCAUAACAUUAUAUAAUAUCAGAGACAAUUUUAUUGAUAUCCAUUAGAGAAGAAGGGGUGAAGGAUCAAGCCUAAAGAUGCAAUUGCAUUCUAUUACAAUGUAUAAACAGAAUAAAAUUAAACGAUCGGAUCUGGUGGACCAGCUACGCGAAUAUCAAAUUCGAUCGAAACUUGAUUGGGCUUCCCUCUCCUUCUUUUCCUAUAACACUAAACUUUCUUCUUCUUCUUCAACCAGGAUGGAUAUGGUGAUGUUUGUAAUAUGGGAAAUUCUGAUUCUAGCAUUCAUCAUUUCCUCAGUUGUCUCCUUGUAUUUCACACAUUUGAGGCUCACUUUAAUCUUUGCAACCGUCGCGUGGUUACUUCUGUUGUGUAUGAAGGUAACCAAGCAAGUUAAAUUAAACAGCAAAACAAAGCGAAGGAUGAUGCUUCCUUUAUCGAUGUAG
Molecule: messenger RNA, 531 nt
Organism: Helianthus annuus (common sunflower)
Lineage: Eukaryota; Viridiplantae; Streptophyta; Magnoliopsida; Asterales; Asteraceae
Exons: 2
Coding region: 166-531 (121 amino acids)
Source: RefSeq, a predicted model, not a curated record